CGCUCUCGCUGGGCCCCCUCGGCGCUCGGCCCGCCGCCCUGCGUAGGGCGCGCGUGGCAGUUCGGGGCUCGCCAAGAUGUCGACCGCCAUGAAUUUUGGGUCCAAGAGCUUCCAGCCGCGGCCCCCGGAGAAGGGCAGCUUCCCGCUGGAUCACUUCGGUGAAUGUAAAAGCUUCAAAGAGAAAUUCAUGAAGUGCCUCCGCGACAAUAAGUUCGAAAACGCUUUGUGCAGAAAGGAAUCAAAAGCCUAUUUAGAAUGCAGGAUGGAGAGGCAGCUGAUGGCACAGGAACCCCUGGAAAAACUGGGAUUUGGAGAUUUGAUCGGUGGAAAACCAGAGGCAAAAACCUAACUCUUAAUGGGAGGAGGACCACCAGCUGCCCCAUCUUCCAGGAUGGAGCUGUUGUGCAACCUUGUCAACUGGCAGCUUAUAGUUAGGUGCUGUGACAUAGAGGCUUCCGGAAUGCCCUCCUUGACGGAAACAGCUCAUCCUGAUGUUUUCCAGGUUGUUUUGAAAAAUUAUUGUUGGUUUUAAAUCUCAUUUUCCCCCAAGAGUGUUGGGUUUUAUCUUUACGUCGCGUGUGGCAGAGGUCCUAGGGAGACCCGUGGCGGGCGGGAGGUAGGAGUGUGGAGUCAUGCCUGCUUGGCCAGGGGACACGCGGCCUGGGUGACACGGUGACUCCACGGCGUGAUACUGUGCGUGGCUUCCCGGUGCUGGCGCGCUGAGUGCUCUCAGCUUUGGCCUCCCACAGAGACAUGGAUACUGGGAGAAACUGUUCCGGGCAAAACGGUUUCCUUGUUGUGCUGCUUUGCACUGGUUCGUUUUCUGUUUUGUUUUUUUUUUUUCUUAAACAAAUUAUAGAGUAUGAACUUGGAAAGGAGAGAUCGUCUGGCUUUUGACCUAUUGGACUUAGUGAUAUUUUUCUGGUAAUGUCUGAACACCAAGUACCUUUUAACCAAAGGCUCAUUCUGUAACCGGUGCAGACCGUGUUGCAGUUUAAUUACAAGGGUCUGUUUAUCGUAACUGGGAAACAGGUGUCAGGACAUUUGUAGUUUGCCUCACGCGUGGUCUCCCAGCAUCUCCCUCUGAAAGAACAUUCAGGCUGACACGUGUCAGGGCGACGGUCCCGGGGCGUCUCGUUAGCCAGAGCCACCACCGGAAUCGCCUGCAGUCAUUUAAACCUCACAUGUACUCAGACCCGAGCCAGGAUUUCUGGGCGGCUUCGAUACGUGACCAGGGUUCAGGCCCACGCACGGAAUGCCACGUGUGUGUGGGUCUGGGCCCGGCGCUGCCUUCCCUGGCUCCCAGCUACCUGGCUUUGGUCCCAGUGUGGCUAAUGGAAGACGGUGGACACAUCCCCACCCAGACAGUGACCCUGGAGGGGACAGCCCGCCAUGACCCACGUCUGGGCUCCUGAAAGUCGCCACUGCCCACUCUUCGGCCGUGGGUGGUAGAGGCAUGUCCGUGUCCAGUUCUCUGCCUUCAGGUCACUCUGUUUUCAGUCCUUCCGUGGUGGAUGCCUCUUGGCUUAGACCCUCCCUGAAGUUAGUCCCUCCCGCGGCUGGUGCCACGUCCGCGGUGCCGACUCUGCCCCGUUCACCACGCGGGUGGCUCAGCACCUCCUGCUCCCGCUGCGGUUUGUCACUGUUGAGUAUUUGGUCUCUGUCUUACCCUGUCAUUGUGCUACAGACUUCUUUCACGUUAUCGUCCAGUUGGUGAAGUAUCUUCGCUCUUAUCACCAAACCAAACUGAGCCAUGAAACUAGUUUGUAUCUGCUAACUGUCCAGAAUUACGUAUGCACAAGGUUGUCGAUGCGGCCUUGUUUGUAGUUAGAAAACACUGAGGUGACCCAGAUGCCCACACGGGCGAGCUGUCAGUGACCUGUGGCUUGCGUGGCAGGAAGCGUGGAAUCUGAACUGACACGGGCUGACCUCCUACCACAGGUGCCGUACGUGAGAAAGGCAGACUCUGGAAGCACCUGUAGUAACGGUAACAAGGAAGACAGGGAACCAGAAGUAGCUGCACGUUUGUGCAAACACGAAAUUGAGGCAGGACAAAGCAGACACUAAGGAGGAUGGUCGCCGGUGUGCCGUGUAGCUCUGACUCAGCCGGAUUCCCGUUCUCCGUGCUCAGAAAUGACACGGCUGUGGGGCACCCAGUGUGCAGCUGCGGUGGGGGUGGGGCAUAGCGGGCCCUGCAGCUGUGGAAGGCAGGAGUCGGACCGGGCUGGGGACCAGAAGACAAGUUCUGUUCUCUGGCCAGCUCUGAAAACGAGUGUUCUAGGACCAGAGAGCUAGGGAGCGCAGAGAAGAGCCGGGAUCUUGGGAGUCCCUGUUGCAUCACAGAUAAGGUGGCCGGACAGAAAGACGGACUUAGGUGUUGUGCGUGCAUCCAUGUGGGCACCUGCCAGCUCUGGCAGCCAGGGGCCUUGAGCUGCGACACCCACAGCAGGUGCACACCCACACCCCGUCUCAGGCCGGAGUGCUGCUCCCAACGGCUGGAACCAGGCUCCUGAAGGGCUGGCUGGCGCCCGGGCCGGAGUGGGAAAUCCAACCCGAGCCCGGACCUUUUUGUGUCAGAAAGUAAGGAAUUGCCGGAAAUACGAUGGGGGCUUGUUGGAAGGACACAGGCCCCCCCGGGGAGCCACGUCUGGGCCAGUUUGGGCAGCAGAAUAUUGUAUUGGCUCAGUCUUCACAAUCAGUGACUCUGCACGAGUCCACGCUGAUACGUAUCACUAAUGGGAUCCCGGUUGGUCGGGGAGAGACAGCUCCUGGCGCUGGUCUGUCCCCCGCAGAAAUAGCGGGGGGGGGGUGGCAGUCACAGCACAGCCACAGGGGGUGUCGACGAGAACCGACCGGGGGCCUGGGCUCGGGCCGAGUGUGACGCGAAACCCGUGUUGGCCUGGUCUGGGGCCUCCCGCGGUGCAGCAGAGAUGUCGGUGUGGUCACGCUGGGUGACCUGCCCACGGCUCGUGUCCCCGUCUGACGCCCUCCUGGGGUGUUCUUACCUCCCUCCAGUGAGCAGACUCCAGACUACACACAGUCUGCAGAGCGAGGACCGGUGCUCUUCACAGGUGUCAGGGGCCCGAGAGGCCUGGGGUCCGGGGAGACAGACUGACGGCCACGCGGGCCCCGGGCCAGCAAGUGACGGGCAGCCGCUGGGGCCCAGCGAUGUGCAGGCUGGUUAUCAGGAUGCUUGGAUUCUUGUUCUGUGGUUAUGUAAGGUGGUGGUUGGGGAAGCUGGGCAUAUGAACUCUGUCCUAUUUUUGCAAAUUUUUGGAAGUCUAAAAUUAUUUCAAAAUGAAAAAAGUAUUUUGCAUUAAACUGGUUGAACUUUCCGUGUGCGUGGUUGAGUAAAUUCUCAUUCUGAGGUGCAUCCAGUGGAUUUUGAGGCAGCUGAUAAGACAAACGGUUUCGGCAAGUGGGGAGGAAGCGUGCGAGGAGAGGUCGCGGACAGCUUCCCGGCGCGGCCUUUGAUUUUCCAGAUCUGAGUUGCCAGCCGCGUGGUGCGUAGGGUGCAGAAGUCCUGUCCGUGCCAGAGCACCCGGUCCUCCGGCCUUGCUCAUGUAAAGCGCCCGCACACUGGUUGCAGGAAGCCAGCAGCGGUAUUCAAAGGCGCCCAAAGACAACUUCCAGAACGUUUUCCAAGUGUUCUCACGCGGGAGAUAGGCCGGGGAACCUGGGCCUCCACGGUCAGGCCUGGGCCCACAGCCACCUUCCCUGAAGAUGAGCCCCUCAGUCCGCUUCCCUCCGGCCCCACCCCUGGGGUGGGGCGCGCCGGAUGUGGCCACGGCCUCAGCCACACGAGUGUCCAGGGGCGCUCGGGGUGUAGCACUGGGGUUCCCUCUGCCCAGCUGUCCCACCAUCAAGAGCAAGACGGACUCUCCCCUCCAUGAAGCGUCCUGUGCUCAGUUAAGUCACCGCAGACCCAGUGGUGUAAACAAUACAGAUUAAUGCUUUUUCCUCAUAAAUAAGGCCCACAGGGUUGCGUUUCUUCGGGGCUCUGGCCAGAGUCUGUUUCCUUGUUCUUUCUGGCUUCUAGAGGCUCUCACGUUCCUUGGCCUGGGGCCCGCCCUCCAGGAGAGUGUCCUCUCUGUCCUCAGCUGUCCCAUCUUCUCCCUGACUCUUGACGCUCCUGCCUCCUGACCAGGACCCUCCUGACGACACUGCCCACCCAGAUAAUCCAGGGUCCCCUGCCAGCCCAAGAUCCUUAACCUGACCACCCCCUGGAAAGUCAGAUUCGCGGGGUCUGGCCAGGGACGCGGAUGUGGACUCUGCCGACCACACCGCCCCACACUGCAAAGAACCCUAUAGCAGUGAUGUGAGCGGGACACGGAAGCACGGGGCCUGGCUGGGCCUUGGGUCCGAGCUGCUGGAUGGUGAGUAGCUCACCCAUGCCCGUGCCCAGAAGACGUGCUCUCACACGGCUGUGGAGCUUUGUCUCGUUAUCUGCAGCAACCCGGUCAUGGAUCGAAUUUUUUCAGGGCUGGGUUUAAAGCCCCUAUUUUUCUGAAAUCUUUGGCACUUGCUUUGCAGCUGCUUCUUGCUGGCGGACGAUAGAGAACGGGUAUGUACUUGACAAACAGGAUCAGGUCAGAGCCAGCCCCUGCAUGUAUGUCAUGACUCCGUUCCUGUCCAGUGUUCGUCUCUCUAAUCUAAGGUACACGUGAGAGGUGUCUGGGAUCCCGGGCAGUGAACGGUCAUGAUACAUGUCCGAGUGACAGAAUCAUUUGGAUGUAUGUGGCUUUCCUCCAUGUAUUUUUCUUUAUGAUUGCAUUUUAUAACAAGCAUGUAUCAUUUUUAUAGAAACAAAUCAUUAGUUUGA
Callorhinus ursinus (northern fur seal) is the source of this 4822-nucleotide messenger RNA. The record is from RefSeq and is a predicted model, not a curated record. Lineage: Eukaryota; Metazoa; Chordata; Mammalia; Carnivora; Otariidae.